AUGUCUGCCGAUGGCGACUACAUGCGAGAAUAUGUGCGAGAAACCUGCGACCAAGCCCUGGGGCAACUUGCCAAUGGACAGGUUCCGCUGGCUGAGAUGAUCAAAUCGAUGCAGAGGAUCUACAGGCCAGACUUGCUGGAUUUAUCCACGUCAUUGAAUGGACAGACUAAUUCCUGGGGGCAGAUGUUGUCAUGCUUGAACAUGUGCUACCACGGCGACGAGACCCGCCAGAAGAUACUUGAGACGAUUGCUUGGAGCCUGGAAGCAUUAGCUCGUGGAAAAUUUCCCGCAACUGAUCCUUGGGAUGUUCCCUUCAGCAAAAGCUACGAGCCACAUCGCUUCAAGAAGGCCGGUGCAAACCUAGUCGAAACAUCUGGUGCAGCCACCUGUGGCAUCUUCGACGGCAUACAAGCUGACUUGGAAUUCGUGAAGAGGAUUCUGUUCUUGAAGCGAAACUUGACUUGA
This is a messenger RNA of Symbiodinium sp. CCMP2592, 465 nucleotides long. NCBI's taxonomy places the organism in Eukaryota, Dinophyceae, Suessiales, Symbiodiniaceae. The record is from the annotation of a GenBank genome assembly.